This is a messenger RNA of Topomyia yanbarensis, 731 nucleotides long. RefSeq lists its product as uncharacterized. The record is from RefSeq and is a predicted model, not a curated record. The coding region runs from base 84 to 650 and encodes 188 amino acids. NCBI's taxonomy places the organism in Eukaryota, Metazoa, Arthropoda, Insecta, Diptera, Culicidae. The transcript is spliced from 2 exons.
UCUCCCGUGGCCCUCUAUCAGCCACAACAAACUAGGCCAUCUACCAUCUUUCAGCGGGCCCUCUGCCACACCCAGACUGGGUGAUGGAGAGGUUCUUCCGCGGCCCUUUCAACCACAACCUGCCAACACAUGGACCAAUACUGCUCAGCGGGCCCUCCGCCACACUCGGACCGGGUGCUGGGGAGCUUCUCCCGUGGCCCUCUAUCAACCACAGCAUACCAGGCUGUCUACCAUCGUUCAGCGGGCCCUCUGCCACACCCGGACUGGGUGAUGGGGAGGUUCUUCCGCGGCCCUUUCAACCACAGCUUGCCAACACAUAUACCAACAUUGCUCAGCGGGCCCUCCGCCAAGCCCGGACCGGGCGCUGGGGAGGUUCUUCCGCGGCACCUGCGACUUCAAUCUGCCAACCCAUCUACCACCAUCAAUCAGCGGGCCCUCCGCCACACCCGGACCGGGUGCUGGGGAGGUUGUCACGCGGCCCUACCAGCGUAUUAUCGCCACCGAGUGCAAUAUCAAUCAAAGAACUCAAGGACCUUGUAAAAUGCAAUGACAAUAACACGUCCAAGCCCAUGCGACUUGCCCGACUCUAUAGGUUGCCUUAUCAGAUCUACCAUAGUUUGCAGAUGAAACUUGGGAUGGCAGGCUGCUAGCGGAUUGAAAAAGUACCAGAUCAUGCUGUGUGGGGUGCUGUCCCGGUUAACAAUGAGGCGAACGAGAUAUUUGCAGAUACG